Onychostruthus taczanowskii (white-rumped snowfinch) is the source of this 1545-nucleotide messenger RNA. RefSeq names its product serine/threonine kinase 32A (gene STK32A). NCBI's taxonomy places the organism in Eukaryota, Metazoa, Chordata, Aves, Passeriformes, Passeridae. The transcript is spliced from 13 exons. The record is from RefSeq and is a predicted model, not a curated record. The coding region runs from base 318 to 1502 and encodes 394 amino acids. Gene Ontology annotation, biological process: G protein-coupled receptor signaling pathway; regulation of signal transduction; protein phosphorylation. Gene Ontology annotation, molecular function: ATP binding; G protein-coupled receptor binding; G protein-coupled receptor kinase activity.
CACAGGGACACCUCCCUGGCGGCGCGGCGGCCCCGGGGGGCGGUGGCGUGUCCGUGGCGAGUGUCGCUGGCGGUGCCGCAGGCUCCUCCCGCCGCCACCGGGGCCCGGCCGGUUCCCCGGCUCCCCCGGCCCCGGCUGCUCUCCUCCCGCCGGCGGUGCCGCCCGGGCCGGCCGCUGCUCGCUGCCUGCGAGCCCCAGGAUGUGUCAGCAGGACGUUGCCGAGGUCUGGCAGGACUGACCCACAGAACUGCACCAGAGGCUUUGAGUGGUAGCAGAACCCAGAGGAGUGAGAGUGCUGAGCCUGGGCUGAGCACACCAUGGGGGCAAACACCUCCAGCAAGUCACCAUCCUUUGAUGGGAAUGAGGAAGUUACCUUCGACCAUUUUGAGAUUUUGCGAGCUAUUGGAAAGGGCAGCUUUGGAAAAGUCUGCGUGGUGCAAAAGACUGACACCAAGAAGAUGUAUGCCAUGAAAUACAUGAACAAACAGAAGUGUGUGGAGCGUAAUGAAGUGAGAAAUGUUUUCAAGGAGCUGCAGAUUAUGCAGGGCCUGGAACACCCUUUCUUGGUUAAUUUAUGGUACUCAUUCCAGGAUGAAGAGGAUAUGUUCAUGGUGGUCGACCUGCUGCUCGGAGGGGACCUGCGCUACCACCUCCAACAGAAUGUGCGGUUCCAGGAGGGAACUGUGAAACUCUUCAUCUGUGAGCUGGUGCUGGCCCUUGACUACUUGCAGAGCAGGCACAUCAUCCACAGAGAUAUCAAGCCUGACAACAUUUUGCUGGAUGAGCACGGACACGUGCACAUCACUGAUUUCAAUAUUGCCACGAUGCUGACGAAGGACAGCCCUGUCACCACCAUUGCUGGCACGAAGCCCUACAUGGCGCCUGAAAUGUUCAGCUCCACAAAACCCACCAGCUACUCCUUUGCCGUGGACUGGUGGUCGCUGGGAGUCACUGCCUACGAGCUGCUCAGAACUCGGAGGCCAUAUCACAUUCGGUCCAGCACUUCCUCGAGUGAGAUGGUUCACGUGUUCAGGACAGCUGCGGUGGCGUACCCGGCCGCCUGGUGCCCGGACAUGGUGGCGCUGAUCAGGAAGUUGCUCGAGCUGAACCCCAAGAAACGUUUUUCUCAGCUGAAGGACAUCCAGUCCUUCCCUUACCUGUCUGAUGUGAACUGGGAUGCUGUUCUCCAGAAAAGAAUAAUGCCAGAAUUCAUUCCCAUGAAAGGCAGACUGAACUGUGACCCAACCUUUGAACUGGAAGAAAUGAUCCUGGAAUCCAAACCUCUUCACAAAAAAAAAAAGCGCUUGGCUAAGAAGGAGAAAGACACAAGCAAAAGCAAUUCAUCCCAGGUCAGCCACCUCCAGAAGCACCUAGAAAUGCUCCAGAGGGACUUCAUUGUUUUCAACAGAGAAAAGGUAAGACCCCACCAUGACAGCAUCCAAGAGACCAUGACAAAAAGUGGAGGCCCACACAAGGAGGACAGUCAGAACAACAACCUCUGAGAACAGCUAAGCCCCUGCAGGGGACCUCCUCAUGGGACUGGGC